AUGUCUGCUGUUCAACUCAAAUUUGCCCUGCGCACCUCCUCCAACGUCAAGACCGUCCAUCUGCUCGGCUCUUGGGACAACUACUCGCGCCAGAUUCCUCUCUCGCGCGAUGACUCGAAAUCCGGUUCCUGGGUUGGCAAGUUCCGCUUCCAGACCUCUAUGCUGAAGCUCGGCGGCCGUUACUGGUACUACUACAUCAUGGACGGAUACCACGUCUCGCAUGAUCCCGCUGUCGAAUACACCGUGGAGCCCACCACCGGCCGCAAACUGAACAUCCUCGACGUUCCCGGAGGCAAGGAAUCCUCGUCUAGUCGCCGUACGCGCCGUGGCUCUACCGACAUCGCCACGGGCCGUGCGCUGUCCCCCUCCAAGAUCCAGCACCCCAAGCCCUCCAAGCCUUAUGCGUCGCGCCAGAUCCGCGAGGCUGACUUUGCGCCCAGCGUAGAUGAAAUCACCCGGCGCUUUGCUGGAUCGCGCAUGUCCGACGAGUACUCGUACUCCAACAGCCCCCCCAGCUCUGUUGGCUCGUCCCUGUCUUCCCGGUCCUCGGGCAGCACCUCCCCCUCCUCAUUGUCGUCCAUGUCCGAUCCCCCAUCGGUCUGCCACUGCGAGCGCUACGGAAUCACGCGCAAGGGUGACCGUGUCAAGCUUGACUGCGGUGGCAGCCGGUGCGGCUACGCGACUGAAUCCUCCGAGGAUAGCUGCUCCGAGGAAUCCGACAGUGAUGAGGAAUACCGGCAUGCGCGCCGAGCCGUGCGCCGCCAGGGUAUUGUUGUCCGCCGUUAA
This is a messenger RNA of Aspergillus ochraceoroseus IBT 24754, 786 nucleotides long. It is a transcript of the gene esdC, whose product is annotated as GTP-binding protein EsdC. The transcript has 2 exons. Lineage: Eukaryota; Fungi; Ascomycota; Eurotiomycetes; Eurotiales; Aspergillaceae. The record is from RefSeq and is a predicted model, not a curated record. The coding region runs from base 1 to 786 and encodes 261 amino acids.